Messenger RNA from Daphnia magna, 1883 nucleotides. RefSeq names its product coiled-coil domain-containing protein 34-like. NCBI's taxonomy places the organism in Eukaryota, Metazoa, Arthropoda, Branchiopoda, Diplostraca, Daphniidae. The record is from RefSeq and is a predicted model, not a curated record. The transcript is spliced from 2 exons. Bases 744 to 1313 code for a protein of 189 amino acids.
CUGAAAAGUGUUGGACUGUAGUCAACACAGCUGGUGAAAACACAAUGAAAUGGGGCCUGUUUGAAGAAUGUAAAAAGUAACGGUAAAAAGUAAAACAAAUUGAAGCGAUGGAAUUUAAUUUCACUUUUAUAUUGUUAAACCGGCACGGGAAUUAACAUACAAUAUUUAAAUGAAUUAUUCUCUUCGAGGACCAUAGUCAGUUUUUCGGAAAAGCUGUGUUGAGGUUACCGUGUGAACGAUCUGGUCCUUGUGUUACGAAUUCUCCAGCUCCUAACGGGUUGUUCUGGUUCAGCAGGUGAAGGUUCCUCAGUUUCUCCAACCUCACUUCUGACUUCACAAUCAGCAAGGUUAGGGAUGAAGUCGUCCGGCUCCGACUCUGGAACACCUGGAGGAGUUUGUGGGUCUGGAAGCUGCUCGACUGGUCGCGGACUAUAUGGCCGAUAGAAACGAAGUUUCUUCGGUGAUGGCGGGGAAAUAAAAUCCGCUAGCCGCGGUCCAGUCUUCCAGCGUGAUUGAGCGGAUCCAGCUAAAGCUGCCCUCAAAGCUUCCGGUGGUUCUGGUGUUUGGAUUACAGUCAGAAAGAGCAUUAAGUAGUUAUAAGAUCGAUGGCAUCAGGAGAUUCGCAAGACUUGGAUUAUUUCACAGAAAAAAUGGAGUCAGAUGACGAUCGUAUAGACAUAAUUUUGUUGCAAAUGCCGUUGCUUUAGAACGAAGAAGUCGAAGUUGCUGUCUUCGAAACUAUCAUGGAGAAAGAGGAUGACGAAGUAAGUCAUGUUUCGGAAGGUGAAAUGAUGGAAAGUGUGGGAAAGGAGGAAGAAGGAGGCAAAGGUAGUCAAGGUCACGAAGAAAAAAAUAAGAAAGAACAAAGAAGUACAGAGGAAGAAAGACGUGAGGCCAGUAGAGGUGAAAAUGAAAGUGCGAUUGAAAUAGGAAAUGUAGACGAAGAAGCGGAAAAUGUAACGGAAAAAGAAUUGUUGGAGAAGAAAAGGAUAAUUGAUCGCGAGAAAAGGGAAAUUGAACAAAAAAUGAGAGAAAUAAAGGAGAAAAUAAAUGUCGAAGAACAAAAAAGAAAAAGGUCUGCGGAAUUGCUGCGGUAUCGAAGGUAUCCUGAAAACCAGGCUACACAGUUAGUGAAACAAAUGGAGAAGAGGCUAACCGAAGCCAAAAAUGCGGCAAAACAGGCCUACAUGCACGCAUUAGAAAUGGAGAAAAUGGUGAGUCUGGCCCGACAACACGUACAUUUGCUGAUGUGCAGGAGGGUGGCACUCGAACAAUUGGAUAAAAAAAGUGCGAAAACUGAAACAAACGAAUAAAUGAAAAAAAAGGCAAACAAUCUUGUGACUAAACAAUUUAGGCUUUAUUGUUGCUGCAAUGUAAUAACAUCAAACAGUUAUUAAUCCUUAGAGGAGUUUCUACCUCUGUGUAACCGUUCAACAUUCAGGAAAUGAAUGUGAUUGAUUGAUGCAAAAGGGAAGAGUUGUUCAAAGGUGUUGAAACGCAGUCAAUGGUUCUGCAACAAACACAAUGAAUUUGUGGUUUUUGAGGGAUGAAAAAAGGAACAGUCUCAGAAAAGUGUUGGAAUGCAUUCAACGGAACUGAUGGAAACAAAAUCAAUUAGGGUUUAUUUUAAGGAUGCAAAAGAGAACGUUCUGUAGAGUGUGUUGGAACUCAGACAAUGGACCUGGUAAAAACACAAUGGAUUGGAGCUUGGUAGAGGGAUGCAAAAGGGAACGGUCUCUGAAAAGUGUUGGAACGCAGUCAAAGCAGCUGUUUAUAACACAACAGAUUGGUUCUUGAUUUAGGGAUGCAAAAAGGGAACGGUCUCUCAAGUAUGUUGGAACGCAGCCAAUUGAGCUGUUUAUAACUCAAAGAGUUGGUGGUUA